AUGGCUAACCUUACAAAACUCGAGUUCGUUGCCCUUGAUAUUUCGGGCAAGAACUACCUAUCAUGGGUGUUGGAUGCUGAAAUUCAUCUUGAUGCUAUGGGUCUUAGAGACACCAUUAAAGAAAAUAAAAAAGCAUCCAACCAAGAAAAUGCCAAGGCUAUGAUAUUCUUGCGUCAUCAUCUUGAUGAGGACCUGAAAAUUGAAUAUCUUACUAUUAAGGAUCCACUCGUUUUAUGGAAAAACUUGAAAGAAAGGUAUGACCACCUGAAGAUGGUCUUCCUCCCAAAAGCACGACACAAAUGGAUCAAUCUAAGGCUACAAGAUUUCAAAUCAGUUAUGAAGUAUAACUCUGAGAUGUUCAGAAUUACUUCUAUAUUGACACUAUGUGGAGAAAAGAUUAGUGAUUCUGAUAAGCUGGAAAAUACGUUCUCCACUUUUCAUGCCUCGAAUGUGCUCCUGCAGCAGUAA
Molecule: messenger RNA, 468 nt
Organism: Lycium barbarum (goji berry)
Lineage: Eukaryota; Viridiplantae; Streptophyta; Magnoliopsida; Solanales; Solanaceae
Exons: 1
Coding region: 1-468 (155 amino acids)
Source: RefSeq, a predicted model, not a curated record